AUGUCUGUCGUUCCUCCCAAGCGCGAGGUUUCUCCAGACUCUGCGUCCACCAACUCUAUUUCCAAGAAAUCCGUGGACACCGAAACCAAGCCUGUCCGAACGGACGACUUGGUCGAUGCUGAACCUGAGCCGUUCAAGCUUUGGAACUUCCUCUUCCGCCACCACUUGUAUGUUCCUCGCGAUUUGGACGCCAUUGCGACGCGCCGGUCUGUGUACGACGACCCAAAUUUGGCACCUCAUUACUGGCCGAAGCCUGAGUACGAAAACAUCCACCGCUUUGAUGUCAACGCUCGCUGGACUGCGCGAGAGGAGCGGGCUCUAGUUCGCAAGAUAGAUUGGAAGGUUAUGUUGUGGGCGGCGAUCAGCUUUUCGGCGUUGAAUCUGGACAGAAAUAAUCUGAGUCAAGCAAACACUGAUAACUUCUUGAAUGACCUUAAGCUUACCACCAAUGAUUUUAACUUGGGUAACACUGUCUUCCGCCUUGCUUUCCUCUCUGCUGAGCUACCUUCCCAAUUGGUCUCUAAACGUCUUGGGCCUGAUCGUUGGAUUCCUAUUCAAAUGUGCGGCUGGUCAAUAUUGACAUUAGCUCAAUUCUGGCUUACUGGACGAUCUACGUUCCUUCUGUGCCGUGCUAUUCUUGGCUUUAUCCAAGGCGGAUUCAUUCCUGACUUGAUCCUCUACCUGUCCUAUUUCUACACGAAGCAUGAGCUCCCGUUCCGAUUGGCCCUAUUUUGGAUGUCUUCCAGCGUCUGCAGUAUCUUUGGCAGUUUUCUUGCGGUCGGAGUCCUACGAAUGCGAGGAAUUCAAGGCAAAGAGGGAUGGAGAUGGCUCUUUUUAGUGGAGGGUCUCAUCACCUUGACCAUUGGCAUCGCGACCUUCUUCAAAAUGCCUCCUUCGCCGACUCAAACCAAGACAUGGUACAGACCCAAGGGUUGGUUUACCGAACGAGAAGAAUACAUUGCCACUUCACGCAUUCUGAGAGAUGAUCCCACUAAGGGUGAUAUGCAUAAUCGUGAGGCCCUUUCUCUUAAACGCCUUUGGCAAUCCAUCUGCGAUUAUGAUAUGUGGCCGUUGUACUGCAUUGGACUUCUCUUUGGUAUCCCUACAUCUCCACCCUCGACAUAUCUUACCCUCUCCUUCCGCAAUCUCGGCUUUAGCACCAUCCACUCUAACUUGCUUACAAUUCCAUCACAAGUCGGAACGAUGAUCACUAUGGCUGGUAUCACAUUAAUUUCAGAAAAUGUCAACGAUCGAGCAUGGGUCGCCAUGUCUGAAGACUUUUGGGCUCUUCCUUUCCUGAUUGCUUUGCGAACGCUUCCGGAAAAUACAAACCCUUGGAAAUUCUACGGUCUAACUACCGGUCUCCUCUUUUAUCCCUAUACACAUCCUAUCCAAGUUGGAUGGUGCUCUCGCAACGCCGGUGCAGUGGCGUCUCGUACAGUCAGCGCAUCGCUCUAUAAUAUGUUUGUACAAGCAUCCUCCAUUAUUUCUGCAAAUAUAUACCGCAAGGACGACGCACCUCUUUAUCGACGAGGUAACAGCUACCUCAUCGGUGUUUGCGUCUUCAAUAUUUGUAUUUUGUAUCCUGGCACGAAGUUGUAUUACAAGUGGCGCAACAGCCAGAGGGCUAAAAUUUGGGAUGCAAUGACUAGCGAGCAAAAGAGUGAAUACUUAUCCACGACGAAGGAUGUCGGAAACAGGAGGCUUGAUUUCCGAUUCGCUCAUUAG
Psilocybe cubensis is the source of this 1728-nucleotide messenger RNA. RefSeq names its product putative transporter. Gene Ontology annotation, molecular function: transmembrane transporter activity. Gene Ontology annotation, cellular component: membrane. Gene Ontology annotation, biological process: transmembrane transport. Lineage: Eukaryota; Fungi; Basidiomycota; Agaricomycetes; Agaricales; Agrocybaceae. The coding region runs from base 1 to 1728 and encodes 575 amino acids. The record is from RefSeq and is a predicted model, not a curated record. The transcript has 14 exons.